AUGAACACAGAGAUAAUAAGACAAAACACCAUUAUUCCUUUAACACCUGACAUAACAACCAACAAUAAUAUCGUCCACAGUAAUAAUAACAAUAACAAUAAUAAAAUGACAAAAUCAAAACAGGAUGAUAAUUUUGACAAUAGCAAUAAUAGCAAUAAUAGCAAUAAUAAUAAAAAUAAUAAAAAUAUUUUACCCACAACACGAAAUCGAAAUGUAAAUUCUCAACAAAAAGUAGGAAAUGGAAAUGGGAAUGGAAAUUCAUUAGCAGAUGAAGCAGCGAGUGGUUAUGGUACAGGUAAUUCAUUAUUAUCAUUAGACCCAUUGUCACAGAUUCAAUCUAUGGCUUCAUUACAAUCACCAACAUUUUUAAAUAAAUCUUCACCAAAUCCCACUCCCAACAUAUCACUCCCACAACCAACUAUUUCAACAACGGCAAACCCUACAUCACCACCUUCUUCCGCAAUAACAGCAGCAACUACAGGUACAACAAAUACAAAUACAAGUACAACAUCAACUACUGCAAAUAAUAAUAAUAAUAAUAAUAAUAAUAAUUUAAGUGCGGAUAAAAAGAUUCAAAACUCACUCCAACUCUUGAGAAAUAGUACCAAAAGUAAUUCUGUAACAUCAUCAUCAUCAUCAUCUUCUUCUUCAUCAUCAUCUUCAUCUUCACCACCAUCCACAAACAACAGUGAUAACACAUCACCACAAGAGCCGUCACCUUCAUCCUCUAAUUCAUCAAUAUCACCAUCAACAACUCCCACUUCUUCACAACAAUUAACAUCACCUCAAGAGUCAAAUCUUUCAUCCUCACAAGGUCAGACAACCACCACCACCACCACUACCACUACUACAAAUACCACCUCAACAACCACAACUAGAAAAAGAAGAUCUACAUCAUCAGUGAAUAACACAACAGUGGCAUCACAAACAAAUACAACUUCUACACCACCACCACCAACAACAACAACUACUACAACUACUACUACUAAACCAAAAGGAGCACCAAAAAGACAAACUAAAAGGUCAAAAAGUAAAGGUGAUUUAAAUAGUGAAAAUGAAUCAACCCCAUCAUCACAAUUAUCAUCAUCAUCAUCAUCAACAACAACAACAACACAAUCAUCUCAACCAAUCAAUGAUGAUCAAGAAGAUGACGACGAUGAUGAUGAUUAUGAUAACUCCCAAGCAUCAACAACUUCAAAUGGAAGUGGUGGUGGUGGCGGUAAUAAAAAGAAAACUAAAUCAACAGUUGGUAAUAGAUUUGAUAAUUCACUCGUACAAUUAACGAAAAAGUUUUUAGAUUUAAUUGAAAAAUCACCAAAUGGUGUAUUGGAUUUAAAAGUUGCAUCAGAGAAAUUGGAAAUUUCAAAAAGACGUAUCUAUGAUGUCACAUGUGUAUUGGAGGGUGUAGGAUUAAUUGAAAAAUGUUCAAAGAAUCAAGUACUAUGGAAAGGUAUUGGUAAUGAUGUCAAUGGCCAACAAAAUUCAAAUGGUCAACAACAACAUCAACAACAACCAUUAGAUCCAAAACAUGUCGAUAAUUUUAAAAAAGAAUUGAAAAAGUUGAUGGAAAAAGAAGCAAGUUUAGAUAACUCUAUUAAAAAAGCAAAUAAAAAUAUACAUAAUACAUUAUACGAACCAAAAUCAUCAAAAUUAAUGUUUGUUACACAUGAUGAUUUAAGAAAUAUUGAAACUCUUAAAGGUGAUACAGUUAUUGCAAUUAGAGCACCAUCUGGAACAAGAUUACAAAUUCCUGAUCCAGAUGAAGGUAUGGAACCUGGUCAAAGAAGAUAUCAAAUUUUAUUAGAUAAUGAAACUAAUGCACCAAUUGAUGUUUUCUUAUUAAAUCAAACUACUAUGCAACCAACUGAUUCAAUAACAAAUAAUACAAAUACAAAUACAAAUAAUAAUCAUUAUAAUAAUAAUAAUAAUAAUAAUAAUAAUAACAACAACAAUAAUAAUAAUAAUAAUAAUAACAAUAAUAAUAACAAUAAUAAUAAUAAUAAUAAUAAUAAUACUACAAUGAAUACAACUACGGAAGAAUAUAGUUAUGCAACCAAUGCAAUUACAAAUGCAUUAGUUGGUAUUACUAAUAGUAAUGCAUAUUUGGAUAAUAAUAAUAAUAACAAUAAUAAUAAUAAUAAUAAUAAUAAUAAUAAUAAUAAUAAUAAUAAUAAUAAUAAUAAUAAUAACAGUAUACUUUCACCAUCAAAACAAAUACAACAACAAACAAACUAUUUACAACCAUCACAAAAUGUUUCAUAUUGGGAACCAAAUUCAAUAUUACCAUCAUAUUCACCAUUUGAUUCAACACAUAAUCAACAAUCUACAAAUUCAUCCUCAUCAUCUUCAUCAUCAUCAUCAUCUUCAUCAAUGGUGGCACCACCAAAUCCUCAACAACAUGCAAAUAAUUAUCAAGCCUUCCAAAAGGUUGGAAAUAACUAUCAAGCUUUCUCUGAACCAAUGUUUGAACAAUCAUCAGAAUUUUACUUUGAAAGUAUGAUCGAUUCAGAAGGUAUUUCAGAACUUUAUACAGAUGACUCAUUUUUAACUCAAUCUUUUGAUGAUUUUGGAAAUCAAUCAAUAGAAUCAUAA
Dictyostelium discoideum AX4 is the source of this 2592-nucleotide messenger RNA. RefSeq names its product transcription factor E2F/dimerisation partner family protein (gene E2F). The transcript has 2 exons. Lineage: Eukaryota; Evosea; Eumycetozoa; Dictyosteliales; Dictyosteliaceae. Gene Ontology annotation, cellular component: nucleus; transcription regulator complex. Gene Ontology annotation, molecular function: protein dimerization activity; RNA polymerase II cis-regulatory region sequence-specific DNA binding. Bases 1 to 2592 code for a protein of 863 amino acids. Gene Ontology annotation, biological process: regulation of transcription by RNA polymerase II; regulation of DNA-templated transcription. The record is from RefSeq and is a predicted model, not a curated record.